UCUCGUCCCCACCACCGACAUGAAGUGACAAGACUCUGCAGGGAAUCUGGUCCCCACCACAGACUUGACGGGACAAGGCUCUGCAGGGAAUCUCGUCCCCACCACAGACAUAAAGUGACAAGACUCUGCAGGGAAUCUCGUCCCCACCACCGACAUGAAGUGACAAGACUCUGCAGGGAAUCUCGUAAUAACCUAUGCAUUUUGGCUAUAAAUAUGUUCCCAAACUUGUUCAUUUUCUUCAUCACCUCUUAUACUAUCAUCAGAGCAACUUAGCAUCAGAGCAACUUUGUGUUUCAUCAUCAACAAACAUGUCUCUCCUAACUAUGGGUCAAGAGCACCGAGGCACCAUUGCAAACAUUGCGACCUAUGAUGUCACGAGAUUUAGGACCCGUGCUGGUAAGAUGAUUGCUCCUGACCCUUUGAUUGUGGACUACGUUAAACGUGCGGGAUUUGGUGAGGUAAUGAACUUAACACAUACCUCAGUUGAUAUGAAGUUUAUAUUAGCAUUGUGUGAGCGUUGGAGGCCUGAGACUCAUACUUUUCACCUUCCAAUGGGUGAAUGUACCGUCACUCUAGAGGACGUGUACAUGUUGUUGGGUCUCAGAACAAAUGGAAAGGCAGUGUAUGGAAAUGUCCAACAACCAAACGCCCUAUGCGUCGAAUUGUUGGGUGUGGAUUUAAUAGAGGGUGAGGGGCAACAAAGGGGUAGGGGCCAAGGUAUAAAGCUUGCUGGCCUUCAGGAAGCUUAUGUUGGGAUUCAAUUGGAUCAGUUUUCUGACGAAGAAACUAUACUGCGGAAAACUAGGAUGUAUAUUAUGUUGUUGUUUGGUAGGUUUCUAUUUCCCGAAGGCACGGGAAAUAGUGUUAAUUUUAUGUACUUGUGUUUACUUGGGGACAUUGAUGCAAUAAAGACAUAUAGCUGGGGUUCGGCUGUGUUGGCAUACCUAUAUAGUUCCUUAUGCAAAUGUGCAAAAAAGGAUGUUUGUACAUUUAGUGGAUGUGCAUUCUUGCUACAAACAUGGGCAUGUGCCUGGAAUGUGAGAGAGCUUAAUAAAAGUGGUAAGCUCAAGGAGAUAAGCUCCCGUCUCCUAAAGCUUAGGGCAGACAUAAAUAUCCUGGUUGAGACUAGAGUCAAAGCAGAGCAAGCAACAAAUAUAAAAAAUAAGCUUCAUAUUGGGGGUCAUUUUGUUGAUAACUAUAGCUGUCAUGCGAAUGGGAGAAUUUGGUUGCAAUGGAAUCCUGAUAAUGUGGAGAUAAUUGUUCUAUGA
Messenger RNA from Vicia villosa (hairy vetch), 1268 nucleotides. RefSeq names its product serine/threonine-protein phosphatase 7 long form homolog. NCBI's taxonomy places the organism in Eukaryota, Viridiplantae, Streptophyta, Magnoliopsida, Fabales, Fabaceae. The coding region runs from base 195 to 1268 and encodes 357 amino acids. The record is from RefSeq and is a predicted model, not a curated record. Gene Ontology annotation, biological process: meristem development; meristem maintenance. The transcript is spliced from 3 exons.